Messenger RNA from Sinocyclocheilus anshuiensis, 1951 nucleotides. RefSeq names its product POU domain, class 2, transcription factor 2-like. The record is from RefSeq and is a predicted model, not a curated record. Gene Ontology annotation, biological process: regulation of transcription by RNA polymerase II. NCBI's taxonomy places the organism in Eukaryota, Metazoa, Chordata, Actinopteri, Cypriniformes, Cyprinidae. Bases 437 to 1951 code for a protein of 504 amino acids. Gene Ontology annotation, cellular component: nucleus. Gene Ontology annotation, molecular function: RNA polymerase II cis-regulatory region sequence-specific DNA binding; DNA-binding transcription factor activity, RNA polymerase II-specific. The transcript is spliced from 13 exons.
GUAAAUAUAUGCCUUUGAGUGACAGAAACAUAUAUGUUCGGCAAGCAGAUCGAACAGUUAUACCAAAUACUGUAGCUGAAUACCAAAACGAAUAGACAAACGUGAAAGUAAUAGUAAAAUAACCCACGUUUGUCUUGUUUUAAUCCGUCUAUCCGCCUGUGUGCGCGCACUGGGAAAAUACAGUCGGGCUGCGCGCGUCUGCGUAUCUAUGCAUGUAGAUCAAAAGUAAACUACAAGCGAAAAAGGAAAGGGUUUUUAUUAAAAAAAUGUAACUGGAAAACCCACGCAUAAACGCAAUUUUAUGAAUAACAAGGUAUUGUGUCGAAAACGCCUGGAACCAAAGUGAGAUAAAGCAUCUUGCCACAACUGCUAAAAUUGCAAAGAAAAAUCAACAGCAAAAAGAACAUCUGAUAAGAACCAGACAAGAAGACGGAUCAUGUUUGUUCCUUUGCCGGUGCCGUUUGUCUUGCCGAGAACUGCCUCUGAUCUCCACGCCUGGCGCCUCAAGUCGCCGCUGGCUCUGCGCUCUCACUCCGAUAUCAGAAUGUCAAAGCCAAUAGAGGUUGAGAAUCCAGCGGCAGCCUCUCCGAUGGAGAGCACAGCCUCCGAAAGAAAUGGCUCAGAUUCAAAUAAUCAGCUUCAGCCAAUGAAAAUCAGCCCUUUCUCUCUUUCUCCCACACUGAGCAGCAGCACCAAGACUAAGGUGGAGGAUUGUGGUGAGAUGUCUCGCGCUGCUGUACAAACUCCACCUGCUCAGACGCCUCUUCCCCACACACAGCUGAUGCUAACGGGUGGUCAGCUCGCAGGGUUGACUGCACUUUUGCCAGCACAGCAACAGCUGCUCUUACAGCAGGCGCAGCUCCUCGCUGCAGCUGUGCAGCAGUCGCAUGUGGCCCACACGGCCAAUCAACAGCAAGCCCAGCAGCAGGCAGCUCAGCCGCAGUCACAGGGCCAAUCGCAGAGCACACAGGAACAAAACGCCGUCCCUGUCCCGCCGCCUCCUCCUCACCAGCUUCCUCUUUCUCAGCCAAUCCAGCUCACUGCGCAGGACAUUCAGCAGUUGUUGCAGCUGCAGCAGUUAGUCCUCGUUCCUGGACACACUCUGCCUUCACCCGCACAGUUUCUUUUACCACAAACACAGCAAGGGCAGCAAGGGCUGCUAUCAACGCCAAAUCUAAUAUCACUACCUCAGCAAAACCAAGGAAGCCUGCUGGCCGCUCCACACAGACUUAGUCUUCAAGCACAGAGGGAGAAGGUUGCAGAGAGCAGCGUGAACACAGUGACCACUCAUCCCGAAGAGCCCAGUGAUCUGGAGGAACUGGAGCAAUUUGCCCGCACGUUCAAACAGAGAAGGAUCAAACUGGGCUUCACACAGGGUGAUGUGGGAUUGGCCAUGGGGAAGCUCUAUGGGAACGAUUUCAGUCAGACCACCAUCUCUCGAUUUGAGGCGCUCAAUCUCAGCUUCAAGAACAUGUGCAAACUUAAACCUCUGUUGGAGAAGUGGCUGACUGACGCAGAAACAAUGACGAUGGACAGCAUCUUGCCAAGUCCCAGUGCUCUUUCCUCUCCCUUGCUGGGGUUUGAGGGCCUGCCUGGCCGCCGUAGGAAGAAACGCACCAGCAUUGAGACCAACAUCCGCGUCGCUCUGGAACGCAGCUUCAUCACGAACCAGAAGCCUGCCUCAGAGGAGAUCCUGCUCAUCGCUGAAAAGCUCAACAUGGAGAAGGAGGUGAUCCGCGUCUGGUUCUGCAACCGCCGACAGAAAGAGAAACGUAUUAACCCCUCCAGUGCCACCCCUCCCUUGCCCAGCCAACCCCAGCCCACCUUGCACAAACCCCUCUGCUACAGCCCGCACAUGAUGCCCAGUCAGGGACCAUCGCAGACAGUGAGCAGUCUCGGUACAGCAGGUAGGGCACAGAAGUGGACAUCUGCUGAUCAGAGAUACAUAUAA